AUGACGCCGGCUUUAUAUUCGAUACUGUCCGCCAUUCUUCUAACUUCUGUAAUUGCACAGGUCGAGCCCAACUAUGAAGACAACGGCGCCCAAGCCGCGUAUUCUUCAUUUAGCAAUCCCCAGCCAACAGAUACCCCAAUCCUUGGGCAAUAUGGCCAUUCACCACCCGUGAUCCCAUCUUCCGAAAUAUCUGGACUCGGGUGGGAAAACGGCUUAAAGAAGGCCAAGGCCUUCCUGGGACAAUUAACCCUGGAAGAGAAAGCCGAUAUUGUCACCGGCACGCCGGGCCCAUGUAUCGGCAACACUGCCCCUAUCCCCCGACACGGGUGGAAGGGCCUCUGUCUCCAGGAUGGCCCGAUGGGUAUCCGCAUGGCCGACUAUGCAAGUGUCUUCGUUUCCGGCGUUUCGGCUGCUUCAACCUGGGACCGGAAGGUUCUAUACGAGAGGGGCGCCGCUAUGGGCCACGAGUUCAAGGACAAGGGUGCUCAUGUCUUCCUCGGACCCGUUGCUGGCCCGCUCGGACGUAAUCCAUAUGCUGGUCGGAACUGGGAGGGUUUCGCAGCGGAUCCUUAUCUCACCGGCGUAGCCAUGGAAGAAACAAUCACGGCGAUUCAAGACGUUGGUGUCCAGGCGUGCCCUAAGCACUUCAUCGGCUACGAGCAGGAGAAGCAGCGCCAGCCCAGCAUUCCUGAGAACAAGACUUUCGAUACGCAAGUUAUACAAGAGUCUGUUUCGUCUAAUAUUGACGACAGGACGAUACACGAACUCUACCUCUGGCCGUUUGCAAACGCCAUCCGUGCUGGGGCCGCCAGCGUUAUGUGUUCAUAUAACCGGCUCAAUGGGUCCUAUGCGUGCCAGAAUUCCAAGGCCCUUAAUGGGCUUCUUAAGGAAGAGCUUGGGUUCCAGGGCUACGUCCAGUCUGACUGGGGCGCCACACACUCGGGGCUGGCGUCUAUUGAAAGCGGGCUGGAUAUGAACCUCCCCGGAGGCUUCGAUAUGUAUGGGGAUCAAUGGACGGGAUCCUUCUUCGGUGGGAAUGUCACAGCUGCAGUCAAGAACGGGACUCUUGCUAUCGAACGCUUGGACGAUAUGGUGCUUCGGGCUAUGACACCGUACUAUGCUCUCGGGCAGGAUAAGGACAGCUACCCCAGCAUCGACAAAUCCAGUGCUCGCCUUAAUAACUUCAGCCCGCAAGAUGACUGGGUCCAUAACUUUACCUUCUCUGGGACCUCGCACCGCGAUGUUCGCAGGGACCACGCGGAGCUGAUUCGCGAGCACGGCGCUGCCUCGACUAUCCUCCUGAAGAAUCAACGCGGUGCCCUCCCCUUGAAGAAGCCCAAGAACAUUUACAUAUACGGGAACGAUGCCGGAGACGUCCUCCACGGGCCCUACAACACCGAGAACUACGAGUUUGGUACGCUUGCUGCCGCUGGAGGCUCCGGCACUGGGCGAUUCACCACCCUUUCCACGCCCCUCGACGCGAUCAAGGCCCAGGCUGCUCAGGAUGGCUCAUUUGUCCGAUACUGGCUCAACAACACACUGAUCCUCUCAGACACUGCGGAAUCCGACUGGCAGCUGUGGGACUACGAGCAGCCAGAUGUCUGCCUCGUAUUCCUCAAGAACUGGCACGAGGAGCUCAUCGAGCGCCGCUCUCUCAACCUCGACUGGAGGGCAAACGACCUCGUUGAGACAAUCGCUUCAAAGUGCAAUAAUACCGUGGUUAUAACGCAUAGCGGCGGCGUCAAUGUCCUACCCUGGGCUGACCACCCAAACGUCACUGCAGUCCUGGCCGCCCACUACCCAGGCGAGGAAUCCGGCAAUGCCAUCACUGAUAUCCUUUAUGGAAAAGUCAACCCGUCGGCCAAGCUGCCGUACACCAUUGCCUACAAGGAGAGCGAUUAUGCGGCGUUGCCAACGACUUCUGUUAACACCACCGGUCCGGACGACUGGCAGUCGUACUUUGAUGAGAAACUCGAGAUCGAUUACCGCUACUUCGAUGCGAACAACAUCUCCGUCCGUUAUGAAUUCGGGUUUGGGCUUUCAUAUACCACUUUCGGGCUAUCGAAUGCGGAGAGCGCGCGUAUUGGUGAUAGUGAUAUCACCGCCAGGCCUGAUGCCCAGCUUGAUAUAGCCCCUGGUGGAAACGCUGGCCUAUUCAAGCCACUAUAUAACGUAUCUGCCUCUGUGACUAACACGGGUGCCUGUUACGGAGGGCAGGUGGCUCAGCUAUAUGUGACCUAUCCGCCCAGUGCGCCAGAGGGCACCCCGCCGAAGCAGCUCCGGGGGUUUGACAAAGUUUUUCUUGAGAGUGGCCAGACGAAGACAGCUAGCUUUGAGCUGACGAGGCGGGAUUUGAGUUAUUGGGACGUUGGGCUCCAGGAUUGGGUUAUCCCCGUGGGCGAGUUUGUGCUCAACAUUGGGUUUAGUAGUCGGGAUAUCAAGGACGUAGUUAAAAUUAGGCCGUUGUAGGCUGGUAGCCUAGCUGGAAUACAUGGUGCAUGUGUUUAUUUUGCAAGGAGUGAAGAACCGUUGGACGAUCCAAUGCAAUUUCCUC
This is a messenger RNA of Aspergillus versicolor CBS 583.65, 2554 nucleotides long. RefSeq names its product beta-glucosidase. Gene Ontology annotation, molecular function: beta-glucosidase activity. Bases 1 to 2469 code for a protein of 822 amino acids. Gene Ontology annotation, biological process: glucan catabolic process. The transcript is spliced from 3 exons. NCBI's taxonomy places the organism in Eukaryota, Fungi, Ascomycota, Eurotiomycetes, Eurotiales, Aspergillaceae. The record is from RefSeq and is a predicted model, not a curated record.